Messenger RNA from Eptesicus fuscus (big brown bat), 4251 nucleotides. It is a transcript of the gene RBMS3, whose product is annotated as RNA binding motif single stranded interacting protein 3. The record is from RefSeq and is a predicted model, not a curated record. The transcript is spliced from 16 exons. Gene Ontology annotation, cellular component: cytosol; ribonucleoprotein complex; nucleus. Gene Ontology annotation, molecular function: poly(A) binding; mRNA 3'-UTR binding; poly(U) RNA binding. The coding region runs from base 570 to 1880 and encodes 436 amino acids. NCBI's taxonomy places the organism in Eukaryota, Metazoa, Chordata, Mammalia, Chiroptera, Vespertilionidae.
UUUUUUCCUUUUUUCUUUUCCCCUUUCUUUUUCUUUCUGUUCCCUCCCUGUUUUCUUUUUUUCUUCUUCCUUUCUUUCUCUUUCUUUCUUUCUCUUGAUUUGCUUUUGCUUUAAGGUGAGGAAAGAGACAAACAGGAGACAGGAAGCUGAUCUGCAAGGAUUCGGAGUUAUGCUGAAAGGACUUUGAUUUUUUUUUUUUUUCUUUCCCCCUUUUACAAACGCUGGCAAUUGACAUCAAUACAGACAGCCUGGUAGAGAACAAACUGCCUCAUCCCAAGUGGACCCCGGCAGCUGGGAGAAGGCAGACAAGAUCUGGGGAAGCUGUGUGUGGGGUUUGAUUUUUCCCACCGAUCCCCAUCUCCUUUUAUUUUUUAUUUUUUUUCUCCUUUGGUGUGUUUCUUUUUUAUAUUCUUGCUGUGUUGGAACUAGCGAGUGGUGGAAGACGAGGAAUCUCCGAAGCCUCAUCAGUCAUCGGGACUGUCAGGAAUAGUGGUUUAAGAGGAAGCUCGGCCUGGGGCACUAUACCCUGUCAUCCAGUUCCCUGCCUCGGAGAUAAAGAUUCCAGCUACAUGGGCAAACGCCUGGAUCAGCCACAAAUGUACCCCCAGUACACUUACUACUAUCCUCAUUAUCUCCAAACCAAGCAGUCCUAUGCACCAGCUCCCCACCCCAUGGCUCCUCCCAGCCCCAGCACAAACAGCAGCAGCAACAACAGCAGCAACAACAGCAGCGGGGAACAGUUGAGUAAAACCAACCUGUACAUUCGAGGCCUCCCACCAGGCACCACUGACCAGGACCUAAUCAAGCUGUGCCAACCGUAUGGAAAAAUUGUAUCGACAAAGGCAAUUCUUGACAAGAACACAAAUCAGUGCAAAGGUUACGGUUUUGUGGAUUUUGACAGUCCAGCAGCUGCCCAGAAAGCGGUAGCGUCUCUCAAGGCAAAUGGGGUGCAGGCACAGAUGGCCAAGCAACAAGAGCAAGACCCAACAAACCUAUACAUCUCAAAUCUCCCCAUUUCCAUGGAUGAGCAGGAACUUGAGAAUAUGCUGAAACCCUUUGGACACGUCAUUUCUACAAGAAUACUAAGAGAUGCUAACGGAGUCAGCCGAGGCGUUGGCUUUGCCAGAAUGGAGUCUACUGAAAAAUGUGAAGUGGUAAUUCAACAUUUUAAUGGAAAAUAUCUGAAAACACCACCUGGCAUCCCAGCCCCUAGUGAGCCUUUACUGUGCAAAUUCGCUGAUGGAGGACAAAAGAAGAGACAGAAUCAAAGCAAAUACACCCAGAAUGGAAGGCCUUGGCCCAGGGAAGGAGAGGCUGGCAUGGCUCUGACCUAUGACCCCACAGCUGCCAUACAAAAUGGAUUUUAUUCUUCACCGUACAGUAUUGCAACCAACCGCAUGAUUCCACAGACAUCUAUCACGCCAUUCAUUGCUGCUUCCCCUGUCUCCACAUACCAGGUCCAGAGUACUUCAUGGAUGCCUCAUCCGCCAUACGUUAUGCAACCAACAGGUGCUGUGAUUACGCCGACAAUGGACCAUCCAAUGUCAAUGCAGCCAGCAAACAUGAUGGGCCCCCUGACACAACAGAUGAACCAUCUUUCGUUGGGCACAACAGGAACGAUUCAGUCCCAAGACAGGAUUAUGAUACUCCACCAGCUGUUGUGUCAGUAUAUGACUGCUGCUGCUCCUAUGCAAGGGACCUACAUUCCCCAGUACACGCCUGUGCCUCCGACAGCUGUUUCCAUUGAAGGUGUUGUUGCUGAUACCUCUCCCCAGACAGUGGCACCUUCAUCCCAGGACACCAGUGGUCAGCAGCAACAGAUAGCAGUGGACACAUCCAACGAACAUGCAUCUGCAUAUUCUUACCAACAGUCUAAGUAGCAAUGAGAUUACUUGAAGGAUCAAACCAUAAACAAGACUGAAGAAUGUCCGUCUGAAACUUUGCCUUGAAUGAAGAGACUUCAUUGAACAAGAAGUUGGCUUCCAGUUUGCACAGGCGUCAAUGGAAUGCUUUUUUCUUUUUUAAUUUUGUACUUUACCCAAUGAAAACAAAGCGUUUUGUGUGCUGUGCAAAUGGGUCCUUCAUGUGGUCUGACAGUUUAUUUUUUUGCCAUUUUUUAAAGUAAAAAAAAAAAAAUCCCAGAAGAGGAAAAACAAUAAAAACAAAACAUGGAAGGCUGACAUUUGAUCUGGAAGAACAUUUGAAGUCAGAAUUGACCUGAAGGUGUAGAUAGAUUUUUUUUCUUUUUAACAGAAAAUCGGAUGUCAAGAGGUGGGCAAGCAGAAAUGGAAAGAAAUUGUCUUCCUCGGUAAUUAAGCUACUCUUUUAUUUUUUUUUCCUUCUUGUUUAAAUGUGGGUUGUUUUUUAAUUUUCUUAGAAAUAUUUAGGUAAGGUUUAUCUUGAAUCUUAAUUGCCUUAAUUUUAAGGACGUCAAAGGCUCUCGAGGCAAGCUGUCAACGUCUUGUUAAAAAAAAUCAAGAAAGAAUUGAAAUAUUGUGCCAGCUUUAACUGGUACAGAAGCUUAAGACUCUGAGUUUUUAGGGUGAAAAAACUGUACAGUUUAAAAGAAAAUGUUUUUCUUCAUUUGAAGAAAAUUUGUUGAUAAAAGAAACCAUGGCAACUGCGAGAAAUGGAAAAAUGCUGGGACUUUUCAUGAACUUUGUCUUAAGUGUUGACCCAUUCUAGAAGGCUAAAACAUUUUAUGGUAAAGUUAUUAAGGUUGGUUUAAAAAACAACUGCAUUAGAAAUAAUGCGUGUUUGGGGGGCAGAAUGCAGAUUUUUUUAAUUUACAAAGCGUGAUUGCUAGCAAAAGCAUUAGUGCUUUUUAUCUGCAGUCUUUUUUAUGAGCUUUACAAAGUUUUUAGUCAGCUUUGCUUGUCACAUUGCAAAACCUAGCUUAAGAGCAUUUAAAAAAAAACAACACAAAAAAAACUUAAGUAGAUAGGAGCUUAUGGUCAAAAGUGCAAAACAAAACAAAAACAAAAAAACAAAAAAAAGCAAUAGAUAGAGAAAUUGUUGACAAUUUCUGUAGUCUUUCCUAGUUGUGAUCAAAUUCAGCCUAUGGAUGGCCUAUUUUAUACCAAAGAUGAAGUGGCACCCUAUUGCAGUCCAGAAGAUAGAGGUCGUUUUUCUUUACUUUUCGUUAAAAAAUUUUAUUUGACCUACAUGGCCGGACCAGUUCUUACUUUGUUGUGUUUAAACUACCUUCCACUGGUGUUUUACAUACUGCAAAAAAAAUUUAUUUUUAACAUUUGUUGUUAGUAGAAGCUUGCACCUGCUGUGUUCAGCAGUUUCAGCAUGAAGAGUUCUGGAUACCAACUGAUAGAGCCAAAUGGCUUUCAAUUCCAUGAGCUUUUCCAGUUCCUUGCUAGCUCCCUUGAAUAGUGAAACCUAUACGGAUGGCCACCAGUAAGCGAAGACACUUGAACGGGUUGAAAUUUCUUUUUGUGAAUUUUGAACGAAAGACACUUUCUGAACCUGGUCUGAAGGGUCACUUGUCCAAAAAAAAAAAAAAAAAAAGCAUAGUGAUAUUCUGUUAAGUGGUGAGUGGUCUCCUGAAAGGUCUCAUUGUAUUAGUAACAAUAGUCUUCCUUCUCAAUUCCAACACCUCUUGAUUUUGUCUUUGCACCUUAGUCUUUGUCAUCAUCCACAAUGAAUAAGCACCUUGAUUCUGCAGUGGGGAAGGAAUAUCUUCUUUUUGCCUUUUUUUCAUUAUAUUUUCAUAUCUUGGUGUUGUCAGAAGACAGACAAAAUAGACCUUUCUAUUUCAGUUUAACUCUCUGAGACAAGUAGGACCAAUAAGAUUGAGGAUUCUAUUAGUGGAAUUUAGGUAAGCUUUUAAAAUGCUAGUUGACAAUCAAGAAAUUAUGAUUUAUAUUAAUAAGAACCAAAACAAUUGGGUUUGAUCAAUCAUUAAAGCCAAAGGAGAUAUAUUUGCAUUGAGACUGAUGCAAAGCUUUCUCUAAAGUGAAUUAAAUUGAAACAAACAUCCCUGCAUAUUUGGUUCAUGAAAUCCAUAUUCAACCUGUACUGUUUUACCUGAAACUAAGGACAAUGAAACUUUGUUAAUUGGACCAUGCCCUAGAAUUGCUUUUUGAAUGAAUCAUUAGAAUUUAAGUGAAACUCUUUUCACAAACUAAGUCAUAGGAACCUGUCUUAGUCCAGAAGAAGAGGGAAAUGCAUUAAGUGCACUGUAAAAGAAAGCAGAGUUGGCUUUUAAAAACUAUUAAAAGAUAAAUCUUUUUUCCAUUA